CGCACACCAACGUUUGUUUCUCACCGGAGCGUUUUAUACAAUGGACUGUCAACAAAUGUCAUGGCGGCGGUUUGUACAUAGCUGAACUGUACUCGACGUCUCAGAUGGAAGGUGAAAGCCUGUGUUGGAGAUAAGAUCAUCAGAGCUGCUGGAGGCUGAACAUUGAACAGCAGUGAAAUCAUGGUGCUGAAGAUCUUCUUCCCACAGUGCUGUAACCGGGCGGACAGCGGGCUGCUGGUUGGCCGCUGGAUCGCCGGUCAUAACUCAGCCGUGGUGCUGGCGGUCGUCCACUACCCGUUCAUCCCCGGACAGGUCAAACAGUACAUCCAGCAGAUGCAGGCUCAGAGCAGGGUGGAGCUGUCAGUCCUGGGCUCAUGGAGUUUACCCAAAGAGGGUCAGGAGGGCAUGGAGAGCUUCCUCAGAGACCUCAGCACCAUCUUCCCCCAGGAGCGCUGGCUCCAGAUCAGCCGCCAGAUAGGCAAGACAGGCUUCACCUGCGACAUCCUCAACCCGGAUCAGAAUGGAAGAGCAACUCGGCAGAAGGUACAAAAGAAGAAGGAUGAGGGGGAACAGGGGGAGGAGGAGGAGGAGGUGAUCUUUGUCCACUACGAGCAGAGGAAGGUGAUGCAGUCGCAGCUUCACCCAAUCGAGAAUGGAGUUCCUGAUCCCAAAACUGAUCCACCGUCUGAGCUGAGACAGAUGUUCCAGACGGUGGCUCGCAGCCAGCCUCUGUUCUUCCUGGACAAGUACGACGACGCGCCGCUGAAGUCGACACACUGGCAGUCUGAAGGUCGCGAGGCCAGCAUCAUAGUGGAGCUGCUCAAACAGGCCUCUGUCCCGCUCUGCUUGCUCAUCACCUGGCUGCUGUCCAUAUGGACGUGGAUCUGUAACAUUCGGAUCUUCAGUCUGUAUCCGCUCCGAUUCCUGUCCAGUAAACUGUCCACAUGUGUCCAGCUGAGCUACAGAACCGAACACAUGAGGACACUCGGCUCACCCAAACCGGCUGGUGGACACACACAGUUCAUGAGAAAAGCCAACAUCGUGGUGUCGUUCCUCGUGGACGUCGCUCUCGGCAUGUUGCUCAUCUCGUGGCUCUACAAAGACAACCACAUCAGCAUGUUAGCGAACACACUGGUGCCUGCAGCAGACCAUGUGGCUAAAGAGCUGGAGGAGCUGCUGCAGUGGCUGAUGGGAGCUCCUGCAGGGCUGAAGAUGAACCGGGCCCUGGAUCAGGUUCUGGGACGCUUCUUUCUCUACCACAUUCACCUGUGGAUCAGCUACAUCCACCUGAUGUCUCCCUUCAUCGAGGGCAUCCUCUGGUAUGGAGGCCUGUCAGCCUGCCUGGGCCUGACCUUUGCCCUUUCGCUGCUCUCUGACAUGGUGGCCCUGCUCACCUUCCACAUCUACUGCUUCUAUGUCUACGGAGCCAGACUUUACUGUCUGAAGAUCUACGGCCUCUCGUCUCUCUGGAGGCUCUUCAGAGGGAAGAAGUGGAACGUCCUGAGGCAGAGAGUGGACUCCUGCUCCUAUGACCUGGACCAGCUCUUCAUUGGGACUCUGCUGUUCACCAUCCUGCUGUUCCUGCUCCCCACGACAGCGCUCUACUACCUGGUCUUCACUCUGUUGCGGCUGGUGGUGGUGCUUUUCCAGGGCGUCCUCCACCUCAGUGUGGAUUUCAUCAACUCCUUCCCUCUGUUCGCUGUGGGCCUCCGCAUCUGUCGGCCCUACAGACUGGCUGAGGGUGUGAAGUUCAGGGUGCUGUGUGACGAGCCUGGGAUGGCCCUUCACCUGCUGAUGGAGAUUAACCCUCUGAAGUGCAGCUCAGUGGUUCAGACCUACCGCACUCCGACUUACAGCUGCUACCCGAAAGACUCGUGGGCAGCGCUGGUCAAGAAACUGUUUGUCGGGGAGCUGAUUUACCCCUGGAGACGCAAAACCACCAAGGCUGACUGAGAGACAGCAGCCAGAAGUGUGAGGGAGCGAGAGAGAAGGAGAGAUGAGGGAACAGAGGAAAGGGAAGAGACUGAGUAAAUAAUGAGAUGGAAACAGACAGAUGAACGCAAAGAGGGGAAAUGGGAGGCAGAGGUGAAACCGGUAUGAAGACCUUUGAGCUGAGCUGCUUUCAUGUUAGAGGGGAAGAACGUCAGAGAGAGAGUGUUUUAACUGGACCGAAGCUGCCAGGGCACCGCACUUCUAUUUUUCUAAACUCACGUUUUACAGCACGACGUCGGCCACAAAGCUAAAAACAGCAGCUCGUCAUGACCUGCUGUGAUCAUCUUUCAUUUGAUCUGAAAACAUUCCCUUUAACUGACAUCGGGUAUUUUUCUUUUUCGUUCAAAUAUAAGAAAUUAGGCUUGUUCAGACAUGACUGCAGCACAAAACACCAAGGGACCAAAACAACUCCUUAAUAAAUGUGUGAAUGUGGGAAAAAACAGCUGAUUAAUAAUAACUGUGAGUGCUGACUGCAGCUGCUUCACCUGAAACAAGGCUCAGUAGAUGAGACUGUGUUUUCAUGUAUGGAUGAAUUGUUCCUUCAAAGCCUGGAUCUUCUGUCAAAGGGGCAGAACUCCACUUAGAAAUCAGGUAUUUACAGCUGCACUGACUCUGUACACAGUUUUAAUCCUUUAGAUUUUAUAUAAUUUAGUAUUAACAUGAGCCUGGUUCAAAUGAUACUAACUGGACAAACUGAUUUUUUUAUUUCUUUUAAAUAUAAAGUUUUUUUUGCCAUAUUUGUUGCCAUAUUUCCUUCAGACACUGGAACUACUUUGAUGAAUUUGACUCUUGAGAGUCAGUUACUGAUGGAGAUGAACAGUCAUACAGCACCAUCAUUCUAUAAAUGAAGUCUGAUUCUGCUUUUUUGUGCCUAAUCGUGUCAUUUUUAGUGAAAUGUUUCCCUUUAAUUCUUUAAAGCGUUCAGCCUGAACCGGCUCACGUUUAAAGGAGCAAUCCUACAGUUUGGAAAUUUAGUUUGUUGUAGGUUAAUGAUGCAUAAAACCGCUGUGGAGCCGGGUGAAGGUUAUUUGUUCACCUUUUGUAGAGCUGGGUUCGUAGUUUAACACCUCGUAAACGUGUCCCUAGAUACAUAAAGAUGAGACUGAUAUAAAUCUUCUCAUCUGACUCUGGAAUAGGAAGCAUCAAGAUGAUUUCCCAAGAUUCCAGACUGUUCCUUUAAUGUAGAUUAUUGCAGUUUUAUUUAACUUUCAUCUUUAAUCCCUGCUCUUUACUCUCCUUAUCACAAAUUUGUCAUUUCUAACAGCUGAGUUGGUAAAUUUGCUUAUUAAAUGUUUGCAUUAUUGUUUUCUUUAUAAUUUAAUCCUCCAUUGAUCUGUUCCAAAUGUUCCAUUGUCAUUUAAUAAAAUCCAUUCAUAUUUAAUA
Toxotes jaculatrix (banded archerfish) is the source of this 3375-nucleotide messenger RNA. It is a transcript of the gene pigq, whose product is annotated as phosphatidylinositol glycan anchor biosynthesis, class Q. Gene Ontology annotation, cellular component: endoplasmic reticulum; membrane. The transcript is spliced from 14 exons. The coding region runs from base 181 to 1953 and encodes 590 amino acids. Gene Ontology annotation, biological process: GPI anchor biosynthetic process. The record is from RefSeq and is a predicted model, not a curated record. NCBI's taxonomy places the organism in Eukaryota, Metazoa, Chordata, Actinopteri, Toxotidae.